Molecule: messenger RNA, 1027 nt
Organism: Ixodes scapularis (black-legged tick)
Lineage: Eukaryota; Metazoa; Arthropoda; Arachnida; Ixodida; Ixodidae
Product: nuclear apoptosis-inducing factor 1-like
Exons: 6
Coding region: 242-1027 (261 amino acids)
Cellular component (GO): nucleus
Source: RefSeq, a predicted model, not a curated record
CGUAACUUAAGAAGUUCGUAAGAUCAGCCGAAAUCGGUAUGCUCGAAAGGCUUCUUAGCGUGUUCUUAGCUGCGAACUAGGGAACGACCAGGGAACGACAGAAGGCGCGAGAGGAGCGAGAGAAAGAGAAGCUUCCGGUGUCUCGUAACCGACGAGAACAAGCGAGAGGGGUGUGUUGCUAUGGCGAUUCUGACGACAAUAACACUUUUGGUUUGAUAGUACCACGUGUAGUUGAGAUCUGAUGGCGUCUCCACCACCCGUCAAAAAGAGCCGAAAGGCCAAUUUUUCGGACAACGAGCUGUCGGCUCUGGUAGACGGAUACGAGCAGCGCAAAGUGGCGAUUGAGGGAAAAGGGAACACCGCGCAUGGCUCGAUUGCCAAGCAGCGGGCUUGGGAACAAAUUACUCGCGAUGUGUUCGCAGUUUCCGGCAUCCGAAGGGAAGUGGCCGACAUAAAAAAGAAAUGGGCCGAUGUCAAGAGCAUCAACAAGAAGCGGGGUGCAGCCGUGAAAAAAAGUCAGUGUGCCACUGGAGGCGGCGUAGGCGACGAGCCCCUCAACGAGAUGGAGGAGAGAAUCGUGGGGCUGCUCAACGUGGAGUCGGUGGAGGGCAUUCCAGGCGCCUUUGACAUUGGCGUUGCCCCAAUUCAAGAGGUGUUUGUGGGUGUGCCCUUCUCCCUGCCACUCUCGGGUACUCCUGCCAGGCCGAGCUCAGCAAGGCCAGUUCCCUCAGCUGGUACUCCUGCCAGGCCGAGCUCAGCAAGGCCAGUUCCCUCACUUGAUAGCCAAGAAGCGAGCACAAGUGGCCAACCAGAAGUGGAUGAUAUGUUGGCCCACUCUUCGGGAAAUCCAAAGUCACGCCAAGAAAGGAUCAAGGAAGACCCCACACAAAAGAUCAUCGAGGGUCAACAGGCUAUCACAGCCCGCUUGGAUAGGCUUGUGGAGCUGCACGAGCAGAUGGUGGCUCUAAAAGCUUACAAACUUAAUGUAUGUUUUCAAAAUGGAAAAAUUGUUCCAAAAUAUGAAUAA